Messenger RNA from Bacidia gigantensis, 1590 nucleotides. RefSeq lists its product as uncharacterized. The record is from RefSeq and is a predicted model, not a curated record. The transcript has 4 exons. Lineage: Eukaryota; Fungi; Ascomycota; Lecanoromycetes; Lecanorales; Ramalinaceae. Gene Ontology annotation, molecular function: protein binding. Bases 1 to 1590 code for a protein of 529 amino acids.
AUGGGCAAGAAUCAGAAGAAAUCGAAGUCUGCGGAGCAAAAAGCCCGCGUUGCUGCCAAGCAAAGCAAAAAGUCUGCCCAGAAAGAGAAAAAGGGCAAGGCUAAAGGCGUUGAUGAUAGCGAUGCAGAAGAUGUCGAUCUUGAAAGGGUCCUUGAGGACUAUGCGAAGAAGAAUUACAUCAUCCUCUUUGGCGGCUUUCAAGACACUUCACAACAAACGAAGUAUUUACAAGAUUUAUGGAUCUAUGACUGUCAAAAAUUUGUGUGGUAUACUCCCACGCUUUCCGUAGCAUCGCAGAAGCCUGAUGCACGGUCCUCAUUUUCAUUCCAUCCCCACGAAAAUGGCGCGGUCAUCUAUGGAGGCUACUCUCGGGUCAAAUCAAACGUUCAGACCAGGCAAGGCAAGGGCGCAUCCCAAGCAAAUAAGUCUUCGUUGAAGCCGAUGAUUCAUGAAGACACUUGGUUCUUGCGAAUCAAGCAGCCGGCAAACGACGAGAUCUCCGCUCAGCCUCAAGUCCGCUGGCAUCUUUUGUCCCCAAAGGAAAGGCGCAAAAAGCCAGCGAACCCACCAAGUCCACCCCGUGCAGGCGCUACACAAGCUUUCCACAAAGGUCGCGGGAUUAUGUUUGGAGGUGUUUUUGAUAUUGAAGACAGCGAGGAAGGCAUCGAAAGUCAAUUCUUCGAUCAACUGUAUACGUGGAAUGUAGAACGAAAUCGAUUCUUUCAGUUGUCCCUAAGACGCUCCCGGGCAAAGCCAGCCAAAAAAAAAACGGUCGAAGAUCGUCCCCGAAGAGGUAGGGGCAGGGCAGAUGAAAAUGAAUUGUUCCGAAAUUUGGUGGCUUUAGAGCAGAAAGGCACGAUAGAAGAAGCGGACACCAUGCAAGUUGAGGUUCUGGAGGAGGACAAAGAAGAAGCGCGGCCGGCGAAACCUGUGCUUGAUGUCAUGCCCCACAGGCGCUUCAAUGCGCAUCUCGCUAUUCAGGGGGAUGUGCUGUAUAUCCUUGGUGGGACCUUUGAGCAAGGAGAUCGUGAAUACACCUUUGAUGAGAUGUAUUCUAUCGAUCUUGGCAAGCUCGAUGGAGUACAUGAAAUCUAUAGGCGGGAUCUCGAGAAUUGGCAAGGUGAUGAGGAGAUGAGUGAGAGCGAGAGUGAUGAAGAGUCCAGUUCAGAAGACGAAAAUAUGGGGGGUGAUGAAGCGGAAGGUGUUCCACUGCCAGAAAGCGAGUUUUCUAAGCCUCAGUAUCCUGUCGAAAUGGAGUCGGAUGUGACAGAAGAUGAGGCAAUGGAUGAAAGACCGCAGGACGAACGGCCGCAUCCGCGUCCAUUUGAGAGCUUGCGUGAAUUUUUCUCCCGUACUUCCGGCACGUGGCAACAGAUACUUAUUGAUCACCAACGUGAUCAAGGGCGUGCAUCUGAGCAGUCUAUCAAGGAACUACGAAAGAUUGCAUUUGAAGAUGCAGAAACGAAGUGGUGGGAUUGCCGUGAGGAAAUCACUACAGAGGAAGAAAGGCAGGAAGAGGCAGGAAUCGAGAAAGUCGUAAGCCUGGCAGAUCGUUCAAAGGACGGAGUUGGUAUUGGCAAACGACGGUGA